Messenger RNA from Pyrenophora tritici-repentis Pt-1C-BFP, 762 nucleotides. RefSeq lists its product as uncharacterized. The record is from RefSeq and is a predicted model, not a curated record. Lineage: Eukaryota; Fungi; Ascomycota; Dothideomycetes; Pleosporales; Pleosporaceae.
AUGACGGGCACUAGCGAUCUCGUAAAACUAGCACAGAAACUCAUAUCCCAAGGCCCCUACAAAUACGAACACACCCCACGCCGUGUACGCGCGCUAUUCAACGGAAAAUACGCCUUCGACACCACAAAAGCAUACCAUGUAUGGGAAUACGAGCCGCGCUAUCCACAAUUCUACAUCCCCCUCUCAAGCUUCACGCGCGAAGCCUCAAUAUCCAAAGCCACGACACCAAUCCCCGACACAAACAGCGGCGCCCACCUCGCCACCCUAACCAUCGGCAACCGCAGCACCAACCGCGUCAUAAUCUUCACCACCGGCGUGCUGAGCGACCUUGUGAAAAUCGACUUCCGCGCCGUGGACCAGUGGUUCGAAGAAGAUAUGCCGAUUUACUGCCACCCGAAAGAUCCGUACAAGCGGAUUGAUAUCUUGCCAUCUACGCGCAGUGUCAAGGUAGCGGUUGACGGUGUGACGCUAGCGGAAUGUUCAAACGCGCUGUUUUUGAUGGAGACGACGCUGCCGACGAGGUAUUAUGUGCCGCCUACUAGUGUGAAUUGGGAGUAUUUGACGGCUAGUGGUACGGAGACGCUGUGUCCGUAUAAGGGCAAGGCUGAGUAUUAUGACGUUGAUGUCAAGGGGAGGGUUUAUAGGGAUUUGGUGUGGUAUUAUCGGUAUCCAACGACGGAGAGUGCGCCGAUUGCGGGGCAUUUGUGCUUUUAUAAUGAGAUGGUGGAUAUUUGGGUUGAUGGGGAGAAGGAGCUGAUGUAA